AUGCCAGAUUCUAGGAGGAAACGGUACUCGAUCAACUUUUCGGCUCCGGCCUCGCCCGUUUCGCCCUCUGUGGGUCGAUUUCCGCCUGAGAGUGGAAUGGAAUCAAGCAACGCCAGACCAUUGGCGUCAAGAACACAGUCAGCUCGCCCUUCGUCAGUAUAUGGGGUGAUUGGGAGUCGGGCGGAACCAGCGAGAAACUUAUCUGGUAAAUCUUUUUACCGAAUUCCCAACGACGACCAACGAAACGUUUCUUUAGAUUCGCUAUCUGACUCGUCGUCAAUCAAGCUAUUAUUAAUUGGUGAUGCCGCCGUGGGUAAGACAGCCAUGAUAUUGAGCUACUGUAAUGAGCUUCCAACGCGCUCUCAGGCUACUCUGGUGAACAAGGGCAACGCAAGAAUACCUUCGUUGGAGUCCAGUCGGAAAAAACGUUUACAAAAUCUCAAAACCAUUGAUAAGCGCAAAAGAUAUAGUCUCAACGACUAUGAGGAGCUUUUCCAUCAUCAACGCAAUGAAAACACUGCGUCUGCGAGAACAGAGGGGGCGGAGCAGCAAGAAGACCCCAAUGAGAUCAUCAUUGACACAAGAAGCACCAUAGGUGUGGAUAUACGGACAAACUUGGUUAAUAUCGACAACCGAUAUUUCAAAGUCACCAUGUGGGAUACUGCUGGUCAGGAACGUUAUAGAAAUGCUAUGAUUCCCUCAUUGUAUAAAGGUUCGAAUGGUGUCUUGUUGAGUUACGACAUCUGCAACAAGAAGAGCUUCCAAAACUGUCUUGACUACUGGUUAGAGGAAGUCUUGAACUGCUGUAGUCCUCAUGACGAUCAUUUGCGGAUUUAUCUGGUCGGGAACAAAAUUGACUUGUUCAAAGUAAGGCAGGUGACACAUGAAGACGUGUUGCAACUCAUUCAACAAGCCUAUGAAAAGUUUGGAGUCACGAUUGCCGGUAAUUUUGAAGUGAGUUGCAAGUGGCAUCAGGUCGUAGAAAGGUCAUUCAAUAUUAUCAUUAAAGAUUUGGUCGAACAUGGCUGUUACGAAAAUGAUCUGGGCGACAAACCGGACACUUCACAUCAGGUCGAUAGCCAGCCAAAGGAACCCGCGUACCCAGCAACGGAAGAAGAGCCUCGUUCCGUGGAAGUAUACCGAAGGGGUUCGACAGUUGUGCGGCGUAGGCCCAAAGAUAGCCCCAAGACUGUCGACAUUUCAAAACCAUUGGGGGCGGACGAAAAUCAAAGCAGAAACUCCUGCUGUGUGUAA
This is a messenger RNA of Lachancea dasiensis, 1254 nucleotides long. The record is from the annotation of a GenBank genome assembly. NCBI's taxonomy places the organism in Eukaryota, Fungi, Ascomycota, Saccharomycetes, Saccharomycetales, Saccharomycetaceae.